UCAGAGGAACAGAGGACAAAGACAUUUCCCCCCUUUCAUCGGAUUAAAAUUCACAACAUAAAUGGAAAAUCUUUAAACCCAAUUAUAAUUCUUCUUCUUGUUCUUCAUUUUAGCUUCAUAAUUCUCUCUUCUGAAACAAUAAUAGAGAAAAGAAGGAUCUGUUUUUGCAGUUUUCCCUCCCCUGUUUUUCUGUCUCUCACCAUACUCUGUUUUUGCUGUUUCUUUUUCCUCCUUUUUUCCUGUUAAUUUUACUGCCUUCAUUUCGUCAUUUUCUUUACCGGAAAAAACUAAUCAUAAGUCCAGAAAUUAUGGGUUUCUGUUGAAAAAAAAUUAAAGUUAAAUAAUCCAUUCAUGGUUUCGUAGCGUAUUCUUCCUCAUUUCCUCCUUUUUUAGUUUUAGCCUUCGUUUUCCCAUUGAAAUCCUUUCUGUAUUUGGGUGGUUUCUCUGAUUUGGCAAUUUUUCAUUCUGGGUUGUUUCGUUUUUGAAUGAAAAAGGGUUUAAUUCUUCUGGGGUUGGCUGAGAUUUUGUAGGAUUGAAGAAACAAUUUUGGAUUUUCUUUUUUUAAUAGCUGAAAGCGUUUGUGGGUUUUGGGAUUAUAACCAGCAAAGAAUCCAAGUGAAUAAAGGAAGAAGCAGAAAAGAAACAGAAAGAAGAAGGAGAUUUCAUUUUCUUCUUUUUUUUCUUUUUUUUCUUUUUUCUUUUUUUUGAUACUCUCUGUCAAAUUUCUGUCUUAAACGUCAAAGAACAGAAAUUUCUCUCACUGCCAUUUAGCAUUUUUUUCCCCUUUUUAUUAUUAUUAUCUCUCACUCCUUGUUUCUCUCAAAUCCCGACAGUCUCUCUCUUUUUCUCUCUGCCAUUUUUGUUUUUUCUCUCAUUAGCUUCCUAUUCUGUUUCCUGGAUUUUUCACAAUCUCCAAAAGGGGUAAAAAUGGAGUCCAAUUUGGAUUGUUUUCUCCAUUGUACAACACCAGUGGUUCAAUCCCAAUUCCUCCCAAAGACAGAAAUCAGGAAUCUCAAUCGUCUAUGGCAUCCAUGGGAGAGAGAAAAAGUAGAAUAUUUCACUCUAGGUGAUCUCUGGAAAUGCUUCGAUGAAUGGAGUGCUUAUGGAGCCAAAGUUCCAAUCACUUUAAACAAUGGAGAGACAUUAACUCAAUAUUAUGUCCCCUAUCUCUCCGCUAUUCAAAUCUUCACUGGUUUUAGGGUGGAAACAGAGUCUGGUGAUGGAGAUACAAGGGAUUUCUAUAGUGAUUGUUGUAGUGAAGAGAGUGAUAGUGAUAAACUAUGGAGAUGGGAUGGAACUGGAAGUACUUCUUCUGAAGAUGGAGGAUCUGAACAAGAAGCACUUUUGCAUCUAAAUGAUCGAUUAGGGUACCUUUACUUUCAGUUCUUUGAGAAAUCAACUCCAUAUGGAAGAGUCCCUUUACUGGAUAAGAUCAAUGGAUUAGCUCGAAGAUUCCCAGGUUUGAUGACACUUAGAAGUGUGGAUCUGUCGCCAGCAAGCUGGAUGGCUGUGUCAUGGUACCCAAUUUAUCAUAUUCCCAUGGGAAGAACCAUCAAGGACUUGUCCACUUGUUUCCUCACUUAUCACACUCUCUCAUCUUCAUUUCAAGAUAUGGAGAUGGAGGAGGAGGAGAAGGGGGGAGGAAUGAAGAGGCGACAAAGGAGGGAAGUAGGGGAAGGGAUAUCGGUGACAGCAUUCGGGGUGGUGACGUACAAGAUGCAGGGGAGCCUAUGGGUGGCGGGCAAUGGUGGUCGGGACCAGGAGAGGUUGGUGUCGUUGUCGAGCGUGGCGGAAUCAUGGCUAAAGCAGUUGAGGGUCCAACACCAUGACUUCAAUUACUUCACAGGUCUUCGCCGUGGCUAACUCAAUGAAUCAAUCACACAUAUCAUUGUCAUCCACCACAAUACAACCCUCUAGUUUUUUUUGAAAAGUUGAAGCUUUUUUUCCCCUUUUCUUCCUUUCUUCUUCAUUGGGUCCUUCAAAAUGCUUAAGAAACUUUGGUUGAGAUAUAUCGAACAUAAAAAGAAAAAGAAAGAAAGAAAGCGAGACUAAUAGGAAUUGUUGUGGAAAAGCUAUGGUUUGUAGCCAUGGAAAAUGGCUCCAAUGGUCUACUCUAUCAAAGUGGGCUAACAUAUUAUUUCAUCCCAACAAUUUCAUACUCUUAGAUAUUGUUCUUAAUGAAUCAAAGUUAUAAAUCAUAUAUAACGAUGGUUUGGUUUGGAUUAUA
Molecule: messenger RNA, 2227 nt
Organism: Benincasa hispida (wax gourd)
Lineage: Eukaryota; Viridiplantae; Streptophyta; Magnoliopsida; Cucurbitales; Cucurbitaceae
Product: plant/protein (DUF789)
Source: RefSeq, a predicted model, not a curated record